Messenger RNA from Chionomys nivalis (European snow vole), 2924 nucleotides. It is a transcript of the gene Gpr135, whose product is annotated as G protein-coupled receptor 135. The transcript has a single exon. Gene Ontology annotation, cellular component: membrane. The record is from RefSeq and is a predicted model, not a curated record. NCBI's taxonomy places the organism in Eukaryota, Metazoa, Chordata, Mammalia, Rodentia, Cricetidae. The coding region runs from base 5 to 1378 and encodes 457 amino acids. Gene Ontology annotation, biological process: G protein-coupled receptor signaling pathway. Gene Ontology annotation, molecular function: G protein-coupled receptor activity.
CCCCAUGGAGGAGCAGGAGCGGCCCCCCAGCCGCCCGCCCGCGAGCGUGGCCUUACCAGGCAGCGCUCAUUCGGGCGGGGCGGCUUCCACGGCCACUGCGGCCGCGCUGUCGUUCAGCGCCGUCGCCACGGUAACGCUGGGAAACCAGAGUGAUGCGGGCCGGCCGGAGGCGGCGGGGUCUCGGGGACCUACGCCGCUGCUGUGGCACGGGGCGGCGGUGGCCGCCCAGGCGCUCGUGCUCCUGCUCAUCUUCCUGCUGUCUAGCCUGGGCAACUGCGCGGUGAUGGGGGUGAUCGUGAAGCACCGGCAGCUGCGCACGGUCACCAACGCUUUCAUCCUGUCGUUGUCCCUGUCGGACCUGCUCACCGCGCUGCUCUGUCUACCCGCCGCCUUCCUAGACCUGUUCGCGCCUCCCGGAGAUUCGGGGCCCUGGCGCAGCUUCUGCGCCGCCAGCCGCUUCUUCAGUUCGUGCUUUGGCAUCGUGUCCACGUUCAGCGUGGCGCUCAUCUCUCUGGACCGUUACUGCGCCAUCGUGCGUCCGCCGCGGGAUAAGCUGGGCCGGCGACGCGCUCUGCAGUUGCUGGCCGGAGCCUGGCUGGCGGCGCUCGGCUUCUCGCUGCCCUGGGAGCUGCUUCGGGCGCCCCGGGAGCCCCCUGCUCCUCAGAGCUUCCACCGCUGCCUUUACCGGACCUCCCCAGACCCCGCACAGCUGGGCGCCAUCUACAGCGUGGGGUUGGUGGUGGCCUGCUACCUGCUGCCCUUCCUGCUGAUGUGCUUCUGCCGCUACCACAUCUGCAAGACGGUGCGCCUGUCGGACGUGCGCGUGCGGCCAAUGACCACCUACGCGCGCGUGCUGCGCUUCUUCAGCGAGGUGCGCACUGCCACCACCGUGCUCAUCAUGAUUAUCUUCGUCAUCUGCUGCUGGGGCCCCUACUGCUUCCUGGUGCUUCUGGCGGCGACUCGGCAGGGUCAGGCCACUCAGGCCCCCUCGUUGCUCAAUGUGGCGGCUGUCUGGCUGACGUGGGCCAAUGGGGCUAUCAACCCUGUCAUCUAUGCCAUCCGCAACCCCAACAUUUCCAUGCUCCUAGGGCGCAAUCGUGAGGAGGGUUACAGGACUAGGAACAUGGAUGCUUUUUUGCCCAGCCAAGGUCUAAGUUUGCAGGCCAGAAGCCUCAAUCACCUUCGAAAUGGCUGUACCAGCAGGCUGGGGGCUUGUAGCAGGAUGCCUUCUUCCAACCCGGCUAGUGGGGCAGGAGGGGAAGUGGUCAUGUGGGCUCGCAAAAACCCAGUUGUGCUCUUCUUCCGAGAGGGACCACCAGAUUCAGUUAUGGCAGUCGGCAAACAGAAUAAAUCUGAAGCCGGGGACAGUAGCCACUAAGAAGGUUGAGGUGGGCAGCUUGUAAUAACAACAGAUUUCCACCCCUCUCAUUUAGUGAUGCAGGGAUCGGGGAGAAUUGUGAAUUUUAUAAAGCCAAACAUUUAAAACUAAAAAGACAGGAAUGGGAGGGGUACCACUUCAUUCCCAAACAUAAAAGUCGCAAAAAAAAAAAAAAAUCCUGUUUCUUCAAAAGUGCCCCAAAAAAUGUGAAAUGCAAAAUUUCAAACAAUCUUAAACCACGCAACCAAGUGUUGUGAGAUGUAAGUGCAAAAAAAGCAACAAAAAUAAAAUUUACAGUUACUGAAAAGCUCAUGUUACGGGAAUCACACUGUGAAACAGAUGCCAUUGAACUGAAAGGAUUUAUUCAAAUACUGAUUUUUUGGGAAUGAGCAAAGACCCUCGGAUCUGUUUGAAGGCCCCUGUACUUCACCAGCAUUCAACAAAACCAGAUUCUAGAGUCUGCCUGCGUGACCUGCUUUGGGUGCUUAGAGCUGAGAGCUAAAACAACAUUACACCGAUUGGUGCCCUCCCCCGGAAUUUUUGUGCGAAAUUCUAAAUUUAGAGUCUAUUUUGAACCACUUUCGGAUUUUUGCAAAGGUCGUUUAUUACUAGAUAUAAUUCAGUGGUCCAAAGGGCACAUGAACAUAAUGUGGUUGUUUAAACAGAAGUCCAAUAUUACACAUAAAAACCGAUGUUCCUUUGAAGCCCAUUUUAGCCCCCAAAUCAGCUGUCUUGGGAACCCAGGCUCUGUCCUUACUCUAAGCUGUUGUUCCUGUUUGAUAGCUUGUGUGGAUGCCACUCCAAAUGCUUUCAUUAAUAAUAAUAAUAAUAACUUUCAUACUGGAAAAAUCUUUGUCUACUGGGAUAACUGUGUUUGUGUUUUUGUUUAUUUUGUUUUUUGAUAGAGCCCAAAAUGUAAUUUGAAGUCAAAUCGGAUGAGUGCUGCUCAAUAUGGAUAUGCACAUAUAUGUAUUAUACAUUUGUCUUCUACACACUGGCUGACCUACUCACCCUUUAAUUGCCAAAUGUGCUUCCAAAGAGGAAUUCUAAAAGUAAUAUGGAAAGUAUGGCCACAUCCUUGGAAUAAUCAUACAAUGUCCUACAAGGACAUACUUUCUAUUUAGAAGUUUGGAUACUUUUUAGUAGCAACUAUUAUAGCCAUCAUUAGGAAGAUAAUUGGUAUGGUAUUGCAAUAAUUGGUAUAAUUGCAAGAUGAGACAUAAAUCUGUAGGCACAGGUUGGAGAGAUACCUCAAGCAAACUGAAAAUACUUUCAGAAACUUGCAAAAACAAUUUUUUGCAAUAAUUCAUAAGCACAAUCUAUGCUUUGUAGAUGCAAAAUUUUUCACACUGAAUGUCACUUUGAUUUUUUUCUUCCCUCCUCCUGCUUCUCUUUAAUUCAGUAUUCCACAGCUUUAGCUGAAUAAUCAUUUUUAAAAGUAUGAAAAUGCACACUAUGUGAAGAUUUUAUUGUGAACUAGCCAGCAUUAUUUUUCUUGUAAAGCGUUUAAGAUGUUUGUUAGUAUGUAAGCCUGUAUGUCAGACAA